CUUGGAGCGGCCAAAUGUCUGUGAGUGGCCGUGAGCUCAGUAGGAGCAGAGUGAAGCGACGUUUGGACGAGGACCCGUCCAGCUGGCAGGGAUGCCGAGGAGAUGGUGAGGAGCGCCGCGUGACCAGGUGGGUGAGAAGAUGAUGGUCUGCUGAUGGCAGAUGCCGACCCACCUGCCACCGAAGCGGCCGCGCUGUGGGUGGCAGGGACACGUUAACCAAGCCGGCGGCAGACGAUGGUGAGAGAUGGCAGACUGCAGGCCGGCAGACACACGUCCAUUCAGCUUCUUUGUACGUCAUGUGUGUAUGCAGGCACCGCCAGCACCCUGACGUCCACGACGUUGCACCAUCGUCCACCAAGAGCAACUCCCUCUACCAGCUGCCCCCCACGGACAACGACGGUCCGACCAUGCCCAUGCCCCUGGUAGAGAUCAAGACAGAGCCGGACCGCUCGAGGCCCACCAGGAUCAUCAACAAACUCAACAAACACAACACCGACGUCCAACAGCAAGACCAACUUCACCAAUACCAGCACUACUACCACCACCACCAGCACCAGCAGCAGCAGCAGCAGUCGGUGCAGGGAGGUGGCGAUGGGAGCACACCGGGAUCGUGUUUGUUUUCGGUGGAUCCAGGGGUUGGCGACGAGCAGGUGCGGCAGAUGUUGGGGUUCUCUGUCGACGUGUCCCGCACCAUCGACGCGGCCGGGUGGACGUGCGAGAUGGACGUGUGGCGCAGCGUUGUGCAGAUCGGAUCACCAGGUGGUUGGGUGUGAGGGUGAGGAAGGGGGUGGGGGGUGGGCGGCAGGAGAUGCCGUGGGUUUCUGUGUCCGCCAGCUCAGAUUUGCUGGGUUUCUUUGACGCCAUCGACUAUGAGGAUACCGCUCUGGGCCUCGUCACGAUGGCCGGUAGGCUCGGACGGCAGGGCGGCAGGCACGCAACACAAUCAAUGCCUUCAUGCGACAAGAUCUGCCUGUCUGCCUGCUGUCAGUUGAGCGUUUGGUUCGUCGCGAGGCCCUGCUGCUGGUGAUAGACCAUAUGCCGGGCAAGGACGAGGCACACAGCGGAAACGCUGUCGUGGACAACGCAAAAACCGUCAAACUAGUUGGUAUACAUAGAUGCAUUGACGCGCGCACACGUCUCUGUCUGCCUGGACGUCUGUGCGUGUGUGUGUAUGUGUGUGUGUGGACACACAGCGAUAUUAAUCGGCUGUAUACUGGAGAUCUGGCAGUUGCAGAAGAGUGUCGACCCCAGUCUGCUCGCCCGCAUCGCUAUCGUACUGAGGGGUGAGUGAACAGUACACGGACGCGCACACAUACACCAGACAGAGAGACACAGAUGUGUCCACGCACCAGGUCGCGGUGUGGGUCGCAAGAUGCGCGCGGGGAUGUACAAGGUGCGCAUCCAGCCCCUCGAGGCCAGCCAGUCAUCCUCCAGUAUGCUGGCCGCCCAGGCCUCCUCGAGCCGUCCAUCAAACACGACUGACUGAAUGAAUCAAUCACCGAAGUGUAUGUGAGACGGCGGCAGUGGUGUAGACAGGCAGAUCAUGAUGCGGGGGUAGGCAGCCAACUAGUUAGUGGGUUGGUAGAAGUAGAUGACAGUCGCGGUCUUUGGGCCAUGUGUGGUGGUGGCCCAAAGACAUAGGACGCUUCCAAUAUGCAUUUGCAUCUUUCAUUCAUCAACGUGCCCCUCAUGAAAA
Molecule: messenger RNA, 1696 nt
Organism: Vitrella brassicaformis
Lineage: Eukaryota; Vitrellaceae
Source: the annotation of a GenBank genome assembly